AUGGCCGACCUCCAGGGACGCAAGAUCUUCAAGGUCUUCAACCCAAGAUUUCAUCGUCGACGAGCGCUACACCGUUACGAAGGAGCUAGCGCCGCCGUCAACAGUGGAAGCAACGAGGGCGUCGCCAUCAAGAAGGUCACCAAUGUCUUCAGCAAGAAGAUCCUCGCCAAGCGCGCCCUCCGCGAGAUUAAGCUCCUCCAGCAUUUUAGGGGCCACCGAAACAUCACUUGUCUCUACGACAUGGAUAUUCCCCGCCCCGACAACUUUAACGAAACGUACCUCUACGAGGAGUUGAUGGAGUGCGACUUGGCCGCCAUCAUUCGCUCUGGCCAGCCCCUGACCGAUGCUCACUUCCAGUCCUUCAUUUAUCAGAUCUUGUGUGGUUUGAAAUACAUCCACUCCGCCAAUGUGCUUCACCGUGACUUGAAGCCCGGCAACUUGCUGGUCAAUGCCGACUGCGAGCUCAAGAUUUGCGACUUUGGCCUGGCUCGCGGCUUCUCCGUCGAUCCCGAGGAGAACGCUGGGUACAUGACCGAGUAUGUCGCCACGCGUUGGUACCGCGCGCCCGAGAUUAUGCUGAGCUUCCAGAGCUACACCAAAGCUAUUGAUGUCUGGUCCGUUGGCUGCAUCCUUGCCGAGCUUUUGGGCGGCCGCCCCUUCUUCAAGGGCCGCGACUACGUCGACCAGCUGAACCAGAUUCUUCACAUCCUCGGUACCCCCAACGAGGAGACGCUUUCCAGGAUUGGCUCCCCGCGUGCGCAAGAGUACGUGCGCAACUUGCCGUUCAUGACCAAGAAGCCGUUCCCCCAACUCUUCCCCCAGGCGAACCCUGACGCGCUUGACCUGCUCGACCGCAUGCUUGCUUUCGACCCCUCAAGCCGCAUCAGCGUCGACCAGGCUCUCGAGCACCCGUAUCUCCACAUUUGGCAUGAUGCCUCCGACGAGCCCGAUUGCAAGACGACAUUCAACUUUGACUUUGAGGUCGUCGACGACGUUGGUGAGAUGCGCAAGAUGAUCCUCGAGGAGGUGUACCGCUUCCGUCAGUUUGUCCGCACCGUCCCCGGCGGCGGUCAGGGAGGCACGCAGGCCGCCCAGCAGGCCGCCGCUGGCCAGGUGCCCAUCCCUUCGGGCCAUGGCCAGUGGAGUACCGAAGACCCCAGGCCGCAGGAAUACCAGGCCCACGGCGGAGGUCUGGAGGCCGACCUCGCAGGCGGACUCGACCACCGAAGGUGA
Molecule: messenger RNA, 1233 nt
Organism: Verticillium alfalfae VaMs.102
Lineage: Eukaryota; Fungi; Ascomycota; Sordariomycetes; Glomerellales; Plectosphaerellaceae
Product: mitogen-activated protein kinase spm1
Exons: 5
Coding region: 1-1233 (410 amino acids)
Biological process (GO): intracellular signal transduction; protein phosphorylation
Cellular component (GO): nucleus; cytoplasm
Molecular function (GO): MAP kinase activity; ATP binding
Source: RefSeq, a predicted model, not a curated record